UUGAUUUGGGAAAUCAGUGGUAAAUACCAUCAAAAGAAACAAACAUUUCCACUCACAGCACUGAGAUACUUAAGGCAAUUCUCAUGAGAUCACCUCGCUUCUGAACACUCCCACCAUCCCCCUCCUCUCUGCUUGUUUACCUUAGUGAGCUGAGAGUACAGUCUGCCGGUAAUAACACACCUGGAGGAUGCUGAGCUGGAUCUGCAGAAACUAGUUUACAACACCAUGAUGCAAUGAAAUGUCUCUAAAGGUGGAACACUGAACACAGCGUACAUGCCAGCAAAGCAAGGGAACGAUGACCACAGAUUGAGUCAUACCUGAACCAUUAGACCCAAAACAACUGAAACAUGGACCACUUUGGACAGCAGCAUCACCACAAAAGCAAACCACCAGCACUGGCUUACUGGCUUUAACCACUUCCAGCUCUUCACCUUCUUACCAAUGCCUGGACAAUGUGAAAGAAGCCAGAUGAUCUGUAACUGAGAUGAAGUCAGCAGUUCGGAGCCAUGUGGUCGGGCCUUCUGAUGGAGGCUAUGGCUGGUUCAUUGUGUUUUCCACUUUCCUCGUCUUUGGGCUGACAUUUGGUGUAAUCAAGUCCUUCGGAGUGUUCUAUGUGGAAAUCCAUCGCUACUUCGGCACAACAGCGACGGCCUGCUCAUGGAUCACCUCCAUUUCUGUAGCAACUGUACAUAUCGGAGCCCCAGUUGGCUCAGCGAUGAGUGCGUGUGUUGGCCACAGAGCCGUGGUGAUGCUGGGAGGACUGCUGAGCAGCGUAGGCAUGGUGGCUGGAGCCUUCGCCCAAAACCUGCUCCAACUGUACAUCACGGUCGGGUUCAUAUCAGGUUUUGGCUAUGCCCUGACAUGGACCCCCACCGUCACCAUGCUGGGCUGCUAUUUUGAGAAGCGACGGCCCUUGGCCAAUGCUCUGGCCAGCACCGGCGAGUGCAUCAUCACCUUCCUCUUCACACCUUUUUUCCAGCUUCUGGUGGAUGAGUAUUCCUGGAGGGGUGCCAUGCUAGUGCUGGGAGCGGUACAGCUCAACCUGUGUGUGUGUGGGGCGCUGCUGAGACCUCUCAAUGACCCAGUCAAAAUGCGUCCAGCGGAGCAGGACAGGCUGGAGCUGGAGGGCCUCUCCCAGACAGACACUGACCUAGAGAAGUCCAGCAGCAAGUCAGAAGCUCUUAGAAGCAAAGUCCUGCACUAUGUAGAUUACACACUCAUUAGUAAUACCCGCUUCAUGGUGUACUCCACGUUUGGCUUCUUUGCGGCUCUGGGUUUCUUUGCCCCAGCUUUGUUCCUGGUGCCGUAUGCCCGAAGUCGAGGUAUAGAGGAGUACCAGGCUGCUGCUCUCAUGUCCAUUUCAGCAGCUCUGGACCUGGGUGGACGGCUCUUCUUCGGUUGGGUGGCCAACCUGCGGCUGGUGGAGACGAUUCAUCAGCUGACAGUGACUGUCAUUUUGCUGGGCCUGGUCCUGCUGCUUUGUCCAUUAGCCACCACCUUUACCCAGCUGGCAGUGUUCAGUGCUGGCUAUGGCAUUGUGUUUGGAGCCACUGUGGCUAUUCAUAUCACUGUGCUUGCGGAGGUGGUUGGUGUAAACAGACUCGGCAGUGCACUGGGCUUCUUCAUGCUCAUCCGGAGCAGUGGAGGUCUUCUAGGACCACCCAUAGCAGGACUCUUCAUAGACAAAAUGGGAAACUACAGUACAGGCUUUCUGAUGGCGGGAAUUGCUCUUAUACUGUCCUCCUUCUUUCUGCUUUUGUUGGAUCAGAUGACCAGAAGGGGUUGUGGUACCCAACCUCAAAUAAACAGAUAAUCUGGAGGAGUGAAAAAAUAUAUUGGAUGAAGGAGAAGGAGGGAUUCCCAUGGCUCCUUCUCACUACGACUGUGAAAAUGACUGUAUUUUGACUGUGUUGUGCCACUUUAUUAUCUUAUUCAUCAAUUUAGUAUUAAUAUUAAUAUUAUCUUGUUUUUAUAGAAUUAUUAUAGAUAGAUCGAUAGAUACUUUAUUGAUUGAAAUUCUAGAAAAUGACUCCUUAACAAAGUUCUAUAUACAUGAAUAUGUAAUAUAUUUAAUGACAAAAUAACAUACUUUAUUACAAAAAGGGCUUACAUGCAGUGUAGGCUCCAUGAUUAUAACUAUGACACAGCAUCUGUCAAACAUGGUGGAGGCAGUGUUAUAGCAUGGACUUAAACGCCUGCCAGUAGAACUGGGUCACAUGUGUUUAUUGGUAUUAUGACUAAUUAUAACUAAUAGAAGUAGCAGAAUGAUUCCUAAAAUGUAAAGAGGUGAGGAUAUUGAUGGAGAUAAAAAAAAGAAUAAACAGUGCUGCUAAGCCUCUA
This is a messenger RNA of Astyanax mexicanus (Mexican tetra), 2340 nucleotides long. RefSeq lists its product as uncharacterized. NCBI's taxonomy places the organism in Eukaryota, Metazoa, Chordata, Actinopteri, Characiformes, Acestrorhamphidae. Gene Ontology annotation, biological process: transmembrane transport; monocarboxylic acid transport. The transcript has 8 exons. The record is from RefSeq and is a predicted model, not a curated record. Gene Ontology annotation, molecular function: monocarboxylic acid transmembrane transporter activity. Bases 485 to 1813 code for a protein of 442 amino acids.